AUGGCGCCACGCAAGAUAUCAGUGUCAGAGGUCUCAUCCCACAAUACCGACACCGACUGCUGGAUAGUCGUGGAUAACCAAGUAUGGGACAUCACCAACUUCGCCCCUGAGCACCCUGGCGGUCCUGGCAUAAUAUACAAAUGUGCCGGUCGAGAUGCCACUCAGGCCUACAAUGAAAUCCACUCUCCAGCAAUAAUCCGAAACAACCUGCCAGCGGACGCUCUCAAGGGAGUGCUGGACAGAUCUACCAUCACCGAAGAAUGGUCAAGACCUCUCUCCACCGAGACACCGAAGGCCAGAUCUGCCUCGAGCUCAGACAAGCCACCAUUGGAUUCUCUAAUAAAUGCCCACGACUUCGAAAUCGCCGCCCGAAACACCGCAACCGCAAAGACAUGGGCAUUCUACUCCUCUGCAGCCAACGACCUGAUAACGCGGGAUCUCAAUGCCAGUCUCUUCAACCGCGUGCUCUUUCGUCCACGCGUAAUGCGUCGCGUGGGCAACAUCAACACAGAAACCAGCAUCCUGGGCUACCCCGUCUCUUUCCCAUUGAUGAUCUCUCCCGCAGCAAUGGCACGGUUGAUCCAUCCAGACGGUGAACUCGCCAUCGCCCGGGCAGCAAAGGUCAAGCAUGUCGUGCAAUGCAUUUCCAACAACGCCAGCUAUUCUGCCAGUGAGAUUGUCUCCCAACCUGCCGUCUCAGAUUAUCCAUUUUUCUUCCAGCUAUACGUCAAUCGGGAGCGACCCAAGUCCGAACAGCUCCUCCGCAGCGUGCAUCAGCACAAGAACAUCCGCGCAAUCUUCGUGACGACAGACGCCGCGGCAGCCGGGAAGAGAGAGGCCGAUGAGCGGGUCAAGGCCGACGAAACGAUACAAAACCCAAUGAUGGCCACCAAGGCCAAGAACGACAAGAAAGGAGGCGGCUACGGACGGCUGAUGGGCAGUUUUAUCGAUCCGAAUCUGAAUUGGGACGACAUCGCCUGGUUGCGGUCGCAUACCAAGCUUCCUCUCUUGUUGAAAGGGAUCAUGUCCGCCGACGACGUACGGCUGGCCCUCGACCACGCCCUGCUCGUCCUCCUCGAAAUCCACGCGCGGUACCCGGAGAUCAUCACGCAGCACCACCCGUCCUCCCCGGCCGUGCUUUCGGGCCACACGAGCCCGUUCAGCAUCUUCGUCGACGGCGGCAUCCGGCGCGGCACUGACAUCCUCAAGGUCGUCUGUCUGGGCGCCGUGGCCGCGGGCAUCGGACGGCCCGCGCUCUUCGCAACGGGGUACGGCCAGGACGGCGUGGAACAGCUGGUCGACAUGCUCAAGGACGAAUUUGAAGUCGCCAUGCGGAACAUCGGCGUCACCAGCCUGCAGGAGUGCGGGCCCGAGUACGUCAACACGGGCGCUAUUGACCGGCUGGUCGUGAAGCGACGGGACCAUCCCUACGCGGUGUCCUGGGCCCAAGACAUGCGCAGUGUAGGAAGGAACAGCCUGUUCGGCACGGGCAGGGAGACUAAGCUGUAG
Fonsecaea erecta is the source of this 1509-nucleotide messenger RNA. RefSeq lists its product as hypothetical. The transcript has 2 exons. The record is from RefSeq and is a predicted model, not a curated record. Bases 1 to 1509 code for a protein of 502 amino acids. Gene Ontology annotation, molecular function: oxidoreductase activity. NCBI's taxonomy places the organism in Eukaryota, Fungi, Ascomycota, Eurotiomycetes, Chaetothyriales, Herpotrichiellaceae.